CCCCUUUUCAGCCAAUCCACAGUCGUAACGUUUCGACACAAAAACGGACUACCUUAUCGUGCAAUUGCCAUUGCAGCACGUGCAUUACAGCGCGGCGCUGGAUCUCUCUAAUUCGUUCCGUCCCUCUGUUCAUGUCGUCGGCACCGACGUCCACCACGUCCUCGGGCGGCAGCGUGUCGCCGCGUCUGAGCCGUAUGAGCUCGACUUCAGGCGCCUUCUCCACGCAGUCGCUACAGGGAUUCCGCACUGUGUCACUGCCCGGUCUGUUCCCUGGUACGCACUUGGGCAUUUUGGCCUCGGGGUUGCUAGACAAGCGCCGUGACGGCGCCGUGCGUGGCGGCUGGGCCAAGCGGCUCUUCAUCCUGUCCACGCGCAGUCUGCAUUAUUACCGAAAGGUGGAGGAGUCAGAGCUCUUCGGCAAGGAGCGCGGCCAGGUGCUGCUCUCAGAUAUUGGCUAUGCCAAGGUUGUCAUGCCCGAGGACGCCCCAGCGGGGGCUGUGGAGCCCGGUCAUUCGUCGUUCUUUGUUGGAGUGCUGUCGGUAUGAUGCGUAGUGGAAUUGAUGAGGUUGAGAGUCAAUUUCUGAGGUUCUGUGGUGUUUCCCAUCAUUUUGAGCAGAAACGGAAGACGUUGCUGCUGUUCCUGCGCGCCGAUUCGUUUGAAUAUGCAAGCAGCUGGGUCAGUAUUAUUAAUAACGCGGUGCAUACUGGUAAAAGUGUCAAGUUCGCACCGCGAUGGACGGUGGAGACCAUGCAGACCUUCAUUUCGGCCGCGUCCGGCAACUUUGAAGAAAUUGAGGCUGCAGCAACGACAGAAUCACCAACAGAGGUAGCAGCAGCACCGACUGUGACGCGUCCGAUUCCUACAGUCCUCGUCGUUAGUAUGGUGUCUGGUCCUCUAAGUGGGUCUACCGCAACAGAGAGGUUAGUCAAGCGCAAUGUGGAGCUGAACACGGAGCUCCUGUUGGGUUCAUUCGAGCAGAAGGACACCUGCGUUUUAGUACUAAGUGAUGGCGAAGAACUCCACAUCCCGCAGCGCUUAUUGGGAGGCGAUACCAACAGUCUACUGACGACUGCCAAGCAGAUUGAGCUGACAACACCGGCUCGCAGUCAACCGCUGCGACCACACAUCGUAUCGAUGUCCAAAAUUUUCGUUUCUUUCCGAUGCGUACGGGCUCCACUUAUGCAAAUAUCCCGACGAGACUCCGGUCCCCAACCAGUGAUGUCGUCGUUGCCUUCAACAUUCACAGUGGCGUUUCCCGGCACACUUGGUGGCCUUUUCCUGAUAAGUUGUCUGGUCUCGUUCUACUGCGCGACUCCUUUCGUUGGCUUGAUGAAGAUCACAAUCGUACUCGGUUUGAUUCUCUCCGUGUCACAGAUCACCCAGUUUGUUGUCUGUCUAUCAGAAUCUCAAAGCCACAAGCGAUUGAGUCCCGUACUAUCCCCGAUUGGAGGAUCUAGAAAAGCUGUGGCUGCUGUGGGUAAUGAGCUCCUGUUCCAUUUGACAGUCGACAGGAUCGAGGUGAUUGAAGCAGAUCAAGACAAGGAACCAGCACUGUCCGAGACGGCGUCUCCAGUAUCAGACAUCGACGGUAUUACCGAAUCGGAAACAAACGCGAUCAGUGGCGGCCCGAUCGCAUUCUCGCCACGAUUCAUUGCAGGAGAAAAGGGAGACGAAGAAAAAGGUCGUGCUAGAUACUUGGCUACACUGGAAUGGCGCAAGGACAACAAUAUCGACAAUAUCUUGGUGACACCACACCCGAACUUCGAGACCAUCAAGAAGUAUUAUCCGCAAUAUUUCCACGGCAGGACUCGUGACGGACUUCCCGUGUACUACGAGCGACCGGGUAAAAUCGACCUCCCAGCCCUGAAGCGUGAGGGCCUCUCGAUUGAUGACCUACUACGUCACUACAUGUACAUCACGGAAUAUCUUUGGAGGGUUGUGGAGCCUAACGACUCCGGUCGAUCGAUCACAGUGCUGGAUGUUACGGGUAUCGGCAUGUACGACCUUGGUGGAGAAGUACUGGACUUCAUCAAGCGUGCCUCCGCGUUUACUGGUGCACACUAUCCCGAACGCAGUGCCCACAUUUUCAUCAUCAACAUUCCCGGCUGGUUCAACAUGAUCUGGCGCAUGGUGAAGCCCAUGAUUGACCCCGUCACCCGCGAAAAGGUACGUCACUAAGCCAUACUUGCAUUUGAGGAGGGUGUCGUAAUUUGAUGCGUGUUUUGCUGUAUGCAGGUCCACAUGCUGAAGGGUAGCGCGAUUCUGAAAGAACUGGAGACGCUGAUCGACCUAGAGAACAUCCCGUCGGACUUUGGCGGUGAGGGCGUAGCGCUGGGCGACUCGGAGGAAGAGCACGCGCUAGCAGCACACGUGAAGAAGUAUCUGUGAGUAAGGAAAACAACGAAAUUAAUAAAAUCGGAUAAAAGCACUUGAAAUGUUACAAAUGCAA
Molecule: messenger RNA, 2450 nt
Organism: Phytophthora nicotianae INRA-310
Lineage: Eukaryota; Oomycota; Peronosporomycetes; Peronosporales; Peronosporaceae
Exons: 5
Coding region: 542-2179 (545 amino acids)
Source: RefSeq, a predicted model, not a curated record